CACACAGAACGAUAGCGCUUCCGGCCAGCUCAGCGCGUCAGCCGUAAGCCUGCGGUGUUGUCAGUUUACAGGCUGUCAGGCAAAGGUAGCAGAUACCUUUGGGCUUUAGUGGGUCUGUUAGGAGAACAGAACCGAACCUUGAGACAACAUGGUGCUGCUGACGAUGAUAGCCCGGUUGGCCGACGGGCUCCCACUGGCCGCUUCAAUGCAGGAGGACGAGCAGUUGGGUCGGGACAUCCAGCAAUACCAGAGUCAGGCCAAGCAGCUCUUCAGGAAACUCAAUGAACAGAGUCCAACACGCUGCACACUGGAGGCUGGCUCAGUCACUUUCCAUUAUUGUAUAGAGAAAGGUGUGUGUUACCUGGUGUUAUGUGAGGCCAGUUUCCCUAAGAAGCUAGCUUUUGCUUACCUUGAAGACCUGCAGGCAGAAUUUCAUGAGCAACACGGAAAAAGGGUUCACUCAGUGUCCAGACCUUAUGCCUUUAUUGAAUUUGACUCGUACAUCCAGAAAACCAAAAAGUCUUACAUCGACAGCCGAGCACGAAGAAAUCUGGGAAGCAUCAACACAGAACUCCAGGAUGUUCAGAGAAUUAUGGUUGCUAACAUAGAGGAGGUUUUACAGCGAGGAGAGGCCCUCUCUGCUCUGGACUCCAAGGCCAUUAACUUGUCAUCCUUGUCAAAGAAGUACAGAAGUGAUGCCAAGUAUCUAAACACCCGCUCUACUUACGCCAAGCUUGCUGCUGGUGGUGUCUUUUUCAUCAUGCUCAUUGUGUAUGUGCGCUUCUGGUGGCUCUGAGAGAGAAACUCAAGAAGAGGAAAAGGAGUAUCAAAGCAAACUGAGCUACACAGAAUCAGUAGACACUAAAAAGCCACCACUUACAAACUAAAACAAGGAUCCCUGCGCUAAAUAAGACUUUACCAACAUCCAGUCAGUUUGUUUUUGACUGUCAACAAAUGUGUGCUUUCAACACAAAUGAAGUUUUAUUAUUACAGGUAGAACAUAAAAUCAGAAUCUUAACAAAAUGCAAAGCAAAGAUGAAUGAAGUUUCGUGUGGAUUCCUCCUAAUCUGUGUAAUCUGUGGUGGAAAUGGAAGUGUACAAACCUUUCUUGUUUAUAAGUCUGCAAAGUUCAACAGCAGUCUUGUCAGAAGACUUCAUGACUGAUAUGUCUAAAGGCUGGUUCAUGCAUACAAUUAAAUAUGUGUGCUGAUAUAACUCACAUAGCAGAAAUGACCAUUAGAAUGACUCAAUAAUUUAAAAUAUAUAUACUGAUUUUGUCAUGCUCAAAAAUGUUAAAGGCAACUAAUUUAAGAUUUUUUGAUUGUUUUUAUGUGUUCUCUGAUCCAGAUUCAGUUUUCCUAUACUGUUAAUUAAUCCUUUAUUGGUCACAUUAUUCUGUCGUUAGGCAGUCCUUCAAUUAAAUUUGUAGAAAAGGCAGGUAUUGAAAAUAACAAAUACCCAAUUCUGUUUACUUAUAUUGUAAGCUGUAUAAAUGUGUGAGUGCAAUUUAAAGACUGUAAAAAGCAAAGGAUGUGUAAAGGACACAUUUUGUUCUUUCUCUUUUCAAAUAAUAAAGUAAUUUGCUUCAAA
This is a messenger RNA of Boleophthalmus pectinirostris (great blue-spotted mudskipper), 1590 nucleotides long. RefSeq names its product SEC22 homolog B, vesicle trafficking protein b (gene sec22bb). Gene Ontology annotation, biological process: endoplasmic reticulum to Golgi vesicle-mediated transport; retrograde vesicle-mediated transport, Golgi to endoplasmic reticulum; vesicle fusion with Golgi apparatus. The transcript has 5 exons. The record is from RefSeq and is a predicted model, not a curated record. Gene Ontology annotation, cellular component: endoplasmic reticulum membrane; ER to Golgi transport vesicle membrane; SNARE complex. NCBI's taxonomy places the organism in Eukaryota, Metazoa, Chordata, Actinopteri, Gobiiformes, Gobiidae. Gene Ontology annotation, molecular function: SNAP receptor activity. The coding region runs from base 149 to 796 and encodes 215 amino acids.